This is a messenger RNA of Pseudoliparis swirei, 687 nucleotides long. RefSeq names its product odontogenic, ameloblast associated (gene odam). The transcript has 8 exons. The record is from RefSeq and is a predicted model, not a curated record. NCBI's taxonomy places the organism in Eukaryota, Metazoa, Chordata, Actinopteri, Perciformes, Liparidae. The coding region runs from base 1 to 687 and encodes 228 amino acids.
AUGAAGCUGCAGACUACCCUUCUGCUGGUCUGUCUAUUCAGGGCAAGCUUCGCUCUUCCAUUGCAGUUUGGAAUUAUUGGAAGCAACAGCAAUGAGAUUUUACGACUGAAUGGACUAACUUUUGCAACUCUUGGACAACCACAGGCGUCGUCAAUAUUACCCCAGUAUGUGCUGCAGCAGCAACAGCAGCCGGAGGUGCUGCUCACUCCACAGCUUGUGAACUUUAACCCUCAAGUGACCAAUCCCUUCGGGCCCCAGCUGUUUUAUCCCGCCCAGGGUAACCAUCUUAUGCCUAUGUUCGUAUCAAACGGCCAGCAAGAGCAGUUUGGACCACCACAGGAUCCCAACUCUCCUAAUGUUCCUCAGCAGGCCCAAAACCCUUUUCAGGUGUUUCCACAUUUCCAGUACCCAUCUUAUGGAUUCCCUCAGCUUCCCAGACAACAGGGCUUUCCGUACUUUAUGCCUCCUUACGCCUAUCCCCAGCAGAGGAACAAUGUGGUGUUGCAGCCCAACAACGGUCAGCAGAAGCUGGAGCGAACCACACAGAGACCACAGCUCCCUCUGCAGACAUGGCCACUGGGGACACAGAAAGAGUCGACUGCAGUUCCUCCUGAUCCUCGUGGCGACACAUCUGGCCCAGGUGUUGAUGAGGGUCAGUCCAACUUCCCAUUCCUCUUUGAGCCCUAG